CUCUCCUCUACCUAAUACCUGCUACCCCACGACGUCACACCCCACACACCACACCACCACCAAAAAGUCAUCGGACAUUUUUUCUUUUUUACACUUGUCCACCUCUGCCUUUGACCAUCAUCACGUCAAGGCUCACUCCCUUGUCCCUAUUUCUCUCUUCUUUACGUUAUCUCACCGUCGCGUUCGUCUUUCGGCAGACGUGAUCGCUCUCUAGUUUGGGAAGAAAAGGACCUGGUGCCGACACCCACAUCUGCGACCAGGCAAAAAGAACUGGAACACGUUCCUUGCCCUCUAUCGCUCCUUGCGCGCAAUCGAUUUCGUUGAUCCCGACCAAGACCGGAAGAAAGCGAUCCCCCGUCGCCACCGUCGACGUCGCCGAAUCGAUUUGCGCUGUUGUAGACAACAAUAAAAAGAAGUUGCUGUGAAGUGAAAGAAGUCCUUACUUGGUCUUCUUGAGUCCUGGUUGUUGGUUGGUUACUCUCACGAGCACAUCACCACACGUCAAAAAAGUCAACCGACUUCACUGCAUAACCUUCCACAUCAUUCUGCAUUGAUCCUCUGCCUUUGGCGCUUUUUGAGGACAAUCAUAGUCGUUCGGACAGCUUUCUUGUAGGGGACACAUUCACUUGUUUCUCUCCCGCGCCGAUUGAUCUGUUCAGCGAUUUUUACGAACCGUUGACACCUCUCUCGAUACCGACUCCAACCAUGGAAGGCAUCCAGACACACCCCUCGAACGCGGCGCAAGCCAAGGCCUUCACUGCGCCUGGGUCGCUGUCGUUUCCCGGGGCAACCAACGAGUUGACACCACCCGCUGGCAACGGGAAUGCAGCUCAGCUCCCUGCUCCCAACGGCCAGCAGGCGGCAAAUGGCAACGGGGUGACUCCCGCGACGCCUGCCGCUACGCCUGCUGCCACUCAAGGACCUAGUGGAAUCACUCCCACUCUUCAGAACAUCGUGGCCACCGUCAACCUUGACUGCCGCCUUGACCUCAAGACCAUCGCCCUGCAUGCGAGAAAUGCAGAGUACAACCCUAAGCGUUUCGCCGCUGUUAUCAUGCGAAUUCGUGAGCCCAAGACCACGGCCCUUAUCUUUGCCUCUGGCAAGAUGGUCGUCACCGGUGCCAAGUCGGAAGAUGACUCGAAGCUCGCGUCGCGGAAAUACGCCCGUAUUAUCCAGAAGCUCGGCUUCAACGCCAAGUUCACCGACUUCAAGAUCCAGAACAUUGUCGGCUCCUGCGACAUCAAGUUCCCCAUUCGUCUCGAGGGUCUGGCUUCGCGCCAUCACAAUUUCAGUUCUUACGAACCCGAGUUGUUCCCUGGUCUUAUCUACCGUAUGAUUAAGCCCAAGAUUGUGCUGCUCAUCUUCGUCAGCGGCAAGAUCGUCUUGACAGGUGCCAAGGUCCGAGAAGAGAUCUACCAGGCCUUCGAGAUGAUCUAUCCUGUGUUGCAAGAUUUCCGCAAGGUCUAAAGCAACAUCUACUCUUCGAGAUGUCACAGUCUCGGAUCACUACUAUACCACAUUACCGACGUGUAUGAUAGACAACCCGUCACGAUACCACGAUUGCUUUUUUUUUCCUCGCCGUUCUGCUUGAUUUCGAUAACCGAGCAGAGCGGUCGAGUUGCGUUUGUAUCAUUUUUGAAUUGUUUUCCUGCAUUGCAUCGGCGUUGGCGAGGAAGGCCGGAAAGGGCAUUUUUGCGAGGGAUUCCGGUUCAAGAGGAAAAAGAUAAGACUACUCAUCCCGCGACACAUCAUAGAUUGCUCGCGCCGGUCCUGCGGCGCAUGCGCUCAGUUGACUUGAGCGCCAUUAAUUAUCAAAGGGACACGCUGAGUGGAGGGGAGGAGGCAGCAAAGUCGUGAAGCGUUGCUGGAGCGAGCCUGAUGAGGCUGAAGAAACAAAGCGACCUGGAGACGGGACGCGUGAAACACAAGGAGAGCAAAGUCGGCGAUCUUGGUCAUUGGCUGAGAUAUCCAUCAAGUCGCAGACCCAGAUGGACUGAACAAGACUUUGAGGCGAGGCCUGAAGAGUGCAAGCACUUCUGUCCUGUAUUCAGAUAGGAAUCAAACCCAAGUUCUCUCCCAAA
This is a messenger RNA of Fusarium vanettenii 77-13-4, 2081 nucleotides long. RefSeq lists its product as uncharacterized. NCBI's taxonomy places the organism in Eukaryota, Fungi, Ascomycota, Sordariomycetes, Hypocreales, Nectriaceae. Gene Ontology annotation, biological process: DNA-templated transcription initiation. The record is from RefSeq and is a predicted model, not a curated record. The coding region runs from base 706 to 1467 and encodes 253 amino acids. Gene Ontology annotation, molecular function: RNA polymerase II general transcription initiation factor activity; DNA binding. The transcript has 5 exons.